Molecule: messenger RNA, 1080 nt
Organism: Andrographis paniculata
Lineage: Eukaryota; Viridiplantae; Streptophyta; Magnoliopsida; Lamiales; Acanthaceae
Product: expansin-like A3
Exons: 5
Coding region: 154-978 (274 amino acids)
Cellular component (GO): plasmodesma; plant-type cell wall; extracellular region
Source: RefSeq, a predicted model, not a curated record
AUGUAGAUGAUUAUCAGGAUCCUCUCUGUCUCAUCUCUUCUGAUCUGAUCUGGACUCCACCACCAUGUUCAUAUUUAUAUAUAUACGUGUAUGUACCUAUGUCUGUUGUGUUCGUCCUGCUAAUUAUUCCUACACAGAUUGAGAGAGAGAGAAAUGGAGCGCGUAAUGGUUGUUCAUCUCCUUCCGAUUUGCCUGGUGAUAGCUGUGGUUGUGCUUGCUUCGUCUGCAACGGCGUGCGAUCGCUGCGUGCACCAAACCAAAGUGGCUUUCUUCUCCAAUGACGGAGCUCUUUCGUCUGGAGCUUGUGGUUAUGGUUCUCUGUCGCUGGGAUUCAACAACGGCUAUCUGGCGGCAGCGGCUCCCUCCAUUUACAAGCAAGGUGCUGGCUGUGGGGCAUGCUUUCUGAUGAGAUGCAAGGAGGAGAAGAUUUGCAGGAAAGAGGGGAGUGAGAUAAUAGUGACGGAUUUGAAUAAUGAGAACAAGACAGGGUUUGUGUUGAGCAACAAAGCUUUUGUGGGCAUGGCAAAGCCCGGGAUGGGCCCGGCCCUCCUCAAGCUUGGCCUUACUGACGUCGAAUACAAAAGAGUACCCUGUACGUAUAGCAAGAAGCAGAAUUUAGGGAUUCGGGUGGAGGAGUCGAGCCAGAAGCCCCAUUAUUUGGCCAUCAAGUUCUUGUACCAGGGCGGCCAAACUGAAAUCGUCACCGUCGAUGUCGCCCAGGUUGGAGGAUCAAGUUGGAGGUUCAUGAGCAGGAACCACGGGGCAGUUUGGGACACAAGCCGGAGCCGGGUUCCAGAGGGAGCGCUGCAGUUCCGGUUUAGGGUGACGGCCGGGUACGACGGGAAAUGGUAUUGGGCCAAGAACACUGUGCUGCCCGCCGACUGGAGGAACGGUGUCGUUUACGACACGGGUCUCCAAAUAACUGACAUUGCGCAAGAAGCUUGCUCCCCCUGCGACAAUCGGACCACCUGGGAAUAACUACUACUGCUAGCUCUUUCUGUAGUUUGUCCAAAUACUCCACCCAUAUAGACAUACAUAUAUAAACAGACAGGCAAUAAUAACAUGGAUUAAUGACUGUUA